Molecule: messenger RNA, 4901 nt
Organism: Somion occarium
Lineage: Eukaryota; Fungi; Basidiomycota; Agaricomycetes; Polyporales; Cerrenaceae
Source: the annotation of a GenBank genome assembly
ACAUUCCAGUCAUUCACUGAGUCAUAGGCGUCGAAGUUCCGAUACGAUUGUCAUCGAAACGAAGAACUUGCCACCUGCGCAACACAUGGCGCAGCGUCUGUUAUAUACUCUCACCUCAAGUUUUUUAUAAAUACUACAACUUCAGUAGUGUCCGACACAUCACAUCCCCGACCGCCCAUUUCCUAGUCAUCUACUGGUCAGAAUAUUGGAGGCGAGAUUUCGAAUUGUUAAUAGAAUAUAGGCCAUCUGGUAGUUCCCUAGCUGAAGCAACCAGCGGACACGGGAACUAUGCACAAUCCGUUCCAUCCAGCCCCCGCCCCCCCAGCUUUCGGCGAAAGACACGUUGUACCUGAUGAACAGUCUCCCUGCAAAACAUAUAGCACGUUUCUCGCGUCUAACUGACAACAUAUUCUCCAAGGAUCCUUUCGAAGCUCAUAUUCUCCUGGCUCGAUCCAUUUCUUUAUGUCGGCUUCUCGCGCCCCUUACAGAAAGAUGAUCUAUGGCAGUUACCCCCACAACGACUGACAUCCAGUUUGAGUGCAGAGGUGGAGAAGAACUUCUAUGGACGGUGUCCUCCCGAACAACGCCCAGCGUAUAUGCGAGAUAACCCGGCCCAGCGAGCGGACGAUCAAUCGACGAGUUCUCGCUCCGGAAAGGGGAAAGCAGAUGCAGGUGUUAUUGAGAAGGAAGAGAAGGCCGCGAGAAAAGGACCCGAAUCACCCGAAUACGACGCAUCCUUGGUGAAAUCUCUUUAUCGAACAUUUUUCUGGAGUUGGUGGGGAUCUGGAGCACUCAAAUUAUUCUCAGAUACUCUGAAGACGACAACGCCUCUCUUGAACAAGGUCUUGCUGACUUGGCUGACGAAUUCAUACAUCUAUUAUCGAGCGUCUGAGGAUGAGCGUGCUGCAGGAAAUCUUGAGAAGCCUCAAGGAGUCGGUUAUGGCAUCGGUUUGGCAUUUGCUCUGUUUGUUAUGCAAGAAUCUGCGAGCUUGAUGACGAAUCACUACAUGCGAAUAUCUAUGACCACGGGCUUGUCUGUUCGAACGGCGGUCAUUGGGGCCAUAUUCCGGAAAUCCUUGCGUCUGAGUGGAAAGGCUCGUUUGGAUCACAAUGUUGGACAAAUUACGACCAUGAUCUCCGCCGACGCUACAAGUCUGGAUGUUAGCAGCUACAAUAUACACGAGUUGUGGGUUGCGCCCAUUCAGAUCGCUAUCGGUAUUGGUCUCCUCAUAGGCAAUCUCGGAUACUCCGCGCUAGUUGGUCUUGGAGUCUUAAUUUUCGCGUUCCCGAUACAAUUGAUAUUGAUUGGCAUCAUAAUCCAACAACGCACAAAAGGUAUCAAGAUAACUGACUCUCGGGUACAACUCACAACGGAGGUACUACAAGGCAUUCGUUUGAUCAAGUUCUAUGCUUGGGAAAACUUCUACGCCAACCAAAUUGGUUCUCUUAGAACGAGAGAAGUAGAAACUAUUCGUAAAAUGGCGCUCGCUCAGGGUUUGAUCCUCGCGUGCAUGAUCGUGCUUCCCAUCCUUGCUGCUGUAUUGUCCUUCAUCACAUACGGCUUAAGUGGACAUGAACUGGAUGUCGCCACAAUCUUCACAUCCCUGCAAUUUUUCAAUAUCAUCCAAUACCCCCUUGCGUUCUUCCCUGCCGUCCUCGCGGUUGCUGCAAAUGUGUAUGUCGCACUGGGUCGUAUCUCCAAGUUCCUUUUGGCAGAAGAGAUUGCCGAGCCGUAUAAUAUCGAUCCUGACAGCAAGUUUGCUGUGGACGUGGAUGCCGACUUCAGUUGGGAGACCGCACAUACGGCUGCCUCCGCAGGACCGAAGUUCGUUCUUGACGAAACUGUUCCAGCAAAGGCAGGUCCGACAGUGAGUCAGGGUAAAGAGGAACAGUCGAAGGAGUCAUCGAAGAGGAGUUGGUUACGGAAGAACAAGAAGAAGACUGAGAACGUGUUACCGACGACCACGAAUGAUGAGAUCAAGCAAGAAGAGACCAACGAAAAGGAUGAGGACAAGCCGUUUGCCUUGCCUAAUCUGAAGUUGCAAAUCCCGAAGGGUUCUUUCGUUGCAAUCGUAGGUCGCGUUGGUUCUGGCAAGAGUUCGCUUCUGCAAGCGCUCAUUGGUGAAAUGAGGCGGACAAGGGGCAACGUUCGAUUUGCUUCAUCUAUUGCCUACGUUCCACAAGCAUCCUGGAUCAUGAAUGCUACUCUCCGCGAGAACGUCCUCUUCGGUCGUGACGAUAAUGAGGAAAGACUUCAAGAGAUCAUCCGUGCUUGUUGUCUCGAGCAUGACCUCGAAAUGCUUCCCCAUGGUGAAGAUACUGAGAUCGGCGAGAAAGGCAUAAAUUUGAGUGGUGGCCAGAAGGCCCGGGUCUCUCUCGCUCGUGCGGCUUAUUCAGAUGCAGAUAUCGUACUCAUGGACGAUUCAUUGAGUGCAGUUGAUGCUUACGUCGGGAAGCAGAUUCUCGAUAAUUGUCUUCUAAACGGACCACUGGCUGGCAAGACUCGUGUCAUGGCAACUCAUGCCUUACAUGUGCUCGACAAGACUGACUUCAUAUAUGUGAUGGACAAUGGCGCAAUUGUCGAGCAGGGUACUUUCCAGGAUCUUAUGAGCGACAACGGAAAGUUUGCACGCCUCAUGGAUGAAUAUGGUAACCUGGAAAGCGGGAAGGAGAAGACUGAACCAGAAGAUGCAAAGGAUCUCAAAGGGAAAGCUCCGGAGCCGAAGGACACAAACAAGAUUCAAUCUGCUCUCAUGCAAGAGGAGGAACGCAUGACAGGUUCAGUCGCAGGAACGGUAUACCUAAAAUAUUUACGUUAUGCUGGAGGCCUGUUGUUAUUACCCUUGCUUCUCGUUCUGCUCACGGCGUAUCAAGGCUCAAUGGUGGCCAACAAUCUUUUCUUGGGCUUUUGGACAUCGGAGAGCAUUCCUGGAUUCUCUCAGGGAGAUUACAUGGCUACGUAUGGAGGCCUUGGUGCGGGCGUUGCUGUUUUCUCUUUCCUGCUCAGUUUUUCGAUGAGUCUGAUAGCGCUCUCGGCUAGUCUCCGUAUGUUCAAGACUGCAUUGCUCUCGGUACUGAGGUCACCCAUAUCGUUCUUCGAUACUACACCUAUGGGUAGAAUCAUAUCUCGCCUUUCGAAAGAUCAGGAUACCCUGGACAGCGAAACCUCCUUUAUAGCAUUCCAGGUGUUAACAACAAUCAGCUCCGUCAUUGGAACUGUUGCACUGGUCUUCUACACCUUCCCUUAUCUUGGCAUUCUCUUUGCACCUCUAGGAAUCUUCUACAUGGUGGCCGCCAUUUACUACAGGCGCGCAUCUGUUGAAACCAAGCGACUUGACUCCUUGAUGCGUUCAGCGUUGUAUGCCUCUUACUCAGAAACCUUAACGGGCCUGAGCACGGUUCGCGGAUAUGGCGCGCAGAACCGCUUUAUACACAGGACGGAAAAAGGGCUAGAUAUGGAAAACAGAGCCUAUUACAUGACCAUUUCUAUACAACGCUGGCUGAGCAUUCGCCUGGAUUUCCUCGGUAACCUUCUUAUCCUUGGGAUAGCUCUAUUCUCCGCCGGAUUCCGCAAAUCGGUGAACCCCUCGAAGAUCGGUGUCGUGUUAUCGUACACUCUGAGCAUCACGCAGUUCUUUUCCGACCUCGUUUCAUCCUAUGCCCAGAAUGAACAGAACUUCAACGCCGUCGAGCGCAUUCUCUACUAUACUGAACUACCUUCAGAGGGCGAUGCUACGACACCCAACGACCCUCCACCUUCAUGGCCUGAUCAAGGUGCUGUUGAGUUCAAGAACGUCGAGUUGACCUAUCGCGACGGCCUACCUCUUAUACUGAAAGGUGUCACGUUCAGCGUGAAACCAGGAGAGAAAGUCGGUAUCGUGGGGCGAACAGGCGCGGGGAAGAGUUCGUUGUUACAGGCAUUAUUCAGGAUCGUCAAUCUACAAGGCGGAACCAUCACCAUCGAUGGUCACAACAUCCGAGAUGUUGGGUUGGACAUCCUUCGUAGCCGGCUGGCGCUAGUACCGCAGGAUAGCACCUUGUUCAUGGGAACAUUGCGAGAGAACCUUGAUCCUCAAGGGACUCGAACGGACGCAGAACUCAUCUCGGCACUCAAACGUGCUUGGCUCCUGCCUAGAGACGGCUCCCCUGUUGAUCCUGUCGUAGAGGCCAAGUUCAGUUUGGAUGCGUCUGUGAGCGAUGAAGUGCAGGGGAGAAGCAGCUUUUAGCUCUCUGCAGGGCUCUGGUGAAGAAUAGCAAAAUCAUUAUCCUCGAUGAGGCUACUAGCAACGUCGAUGUUGAAACAGACGCAAAGCUUCAGCGUACGAUUCAAUCAGAGUUUGCAUAUUCCACCUUGCUCUGUAUUGCUCAUCGUCUCAAUACCAUCGGUCAGUCAGUCUAGUUCAUCAUGCCAGAUAUAGCUCAUACAUCCUUCAGUCUAUUAUGACCGCAUCAUUGUCAUGGAUGCAGGAAAGGUCGUAGAGCAUGACACUCCAUUGAACCUCUUCGAUAAGGAGGAUUCUAUCUUCCGAUCACUUUGUAGCGAGGCGGGUCUGUCGAGACAGGACAUCUUGCGCAUUCGUGCCAGUGCUCAGUCGACAAGUUCCGUCGUUGGGGAAUCCACAACCGCUUAACACAUCCUCCUUCACGCUCUUAUUUUCUCGUAUUUUGGAAAUAGAGAUUAGACUAACACGUCGAUGAUUCCACCCCUCAAUUAUGCUCCAGUAUCCGUACAAAAAGGGCUGCCUUCUUUGCACGAGCCAUCGUUAGAUGAUCGUAUGGACUUCAAAUCUGAGGAAAGUAUUUAGAGCUAAUCAAUUGGACAUAUUGAGACCCCAUGAUGGUAUGAAUCUGCUAGAGACGAGUCCGAUGCAAAGGAAUUUGGCCAAUUGUCAUUGUCGAGC